AUGUCGUUUUUCAGAAGCACAAUCUUUCGACACCGAAGAGGUAACAAUAAUAACAGCGGUCCUCCUGAUGAUGAAGGCCGGGAUGCUCCGCAUGAAAAUCAACAUCACCGGGCGACAGGAAGUAAGGAGUUAGGUCUUCCGGCGCUGGAGGAGCAUCCUGAGGAUAUCAAACAAAGUAUUAACGCUGUACAGUCAUUUCUUGCUGCACGCCUGGCCAUAAAAUGCCACUCCUGUGCAUCAAAUAUUACAGAAAACUUUUCUGUCCGGAACUGGAUACGCCGUUGGUCUGAAGGAUCCAAAGGCAAUCCUGCAAAAGGAUGUUAUCUUUGUGCUGCGACCUGCCCCAGCUGCAGAGCCCUGACUUGCCUUGGUUGCGGUAACAAAGUUUGCAACUCCAAGAAUCCUCAUGAGAUCGAAGGGUAUUACAUGGACUGGUGCUGUGAUAAUGGGCGGCUGUUUGGGAUAUGGCUUCUGCUGGCAAGGUAUGACCGGGUUGAGAUACGCUGGCAGGCAUCCUCGUCAGUAACACAAAACAAACAGCCCCCAGCCAGAAAUAGUCACGGCCCGAGCCAACGAAAGACACAGGAUGCCCGAGGCAUUGGGUAUGCGGAUGGCAGUAUGGGCCGUUAUAGCCCGUUUACAGAUUUCUUUCAUGACGGGUCAGGGUUUCAGCCGCUAUAUUCAAACAGGCCUUUGCGGUUUCACGGCAGUGACGAGAAAGAAGAUGAGUUUGUAGCUAAGGUGUUCGACUUUGUUGGUCAGAUGAUCCCUGGAUCCAUGAGCAAGAAUCUUCCUUCUGAGCUACAUGCGAUGUUGCAACUUGGAUUACUUUUGGACAAGGUUGCAGACUUACUCAGAAAUGAUUCUUUGGAUGAUGUAACGAAGCGCAGCGAUGUCUAUAAAGCGGCCUUUGGGCUUGUUUCGAAGCUGAGUUCACACCCUGAGCUAAUCGACCUUGCCAAAUGUGCCAGAUAUCAUAAACAACAAACUCCCGGCCUUGAAAUUCUUUCUUCAUCGAAGCCACAGCAGUAUGAUAGCCCUCCGCUCAUUCUAGGAGAAAAGAUAGCUUCGGUCGGCGAGAGAUUGAAGCAGCUAGCACGUCAGAGCAAGGUUGUCCUUGAUUCAGCUGAAAGUCAAGAUCUUAACACAAGGAGUGGAGAAGAUCUACUUCUCUGCUGUGAGAGUAUCCUUUCUCUUUACUCAGUCAUAUCAGCAGGCCAGGAGGGCACUCGGAUGCGUACAAGAGCAAGCCCACAGGAAAAGUGGGAAGCUUUUCACCAGGAGCAUGGGGUUUCCCGAGAUGAGGGAGUCUUUGACCGGACCCAUGCAUAUUAUAGCAAGGCUAUAACUAUGACGUAUUCGAGUCCAGGGAGAAUCAAGCGAAUGGUCACUGAGGUAGCCAACAUGUCAACAUCUCUGCCAAUUGGGAUCUUCGUCAAAGUUAGUGAAAGUCGGCCGGAUGUCAUGAAAUGUCUUAUAAUGGGGCCACCUGAUAGUCCAUAUGGGUAUGCGCUCUUUGAAACAGCUAUUGGUAAAACAAUAAACCCAAAUCUUCACCCAGAUGGUAAAGUGUGCCUCUCGCUUCUCGGGACAUGGCGUGAUGGCGAUGCUGCGGCGCAAUGGCAACCAGGCAAGUCAACAAUCUUGUCCGUGCUAAUUAGCAUCCAAGCAAUGAUCUUCACGGAAGACCCCUGGCGUAAUGAGCCGGCCUACACUAGUGCAGUAGGCACAAUGGCUGAUAUACGCGCCCGGCGAUACAUAGAGAAGAUUCAGCCCCAGAUAGUCACUGCUGGGAUGUUAAACUGGUUGACGCAGCCCAGACAUAGAUAUGGAAUCUGGCAAAAGGUGAUUCGGGCGCACUUCAAAUACAACAAAGCAAAUAUAUUGGCAAAGGUGGACAAGUGGGCGAAUGAAAACCCUGUGCUUAAAUUUCGAGGUAUCGUCCAGGAGUUGAAGCUAGCGAUAGAGGAUAUCAACAGACGUUGA
Messenger RNA from Trichophyton benhamiae CBS 112371, 1986 nucleotides. RefSeq lists its product as uncharacterized. The transcript is spliced from 3 exons. The coding region runs from base 1 to 1986 and encodes 661 amino acids. The record is from RefSeq and is a predicted model, not a curated record. Lineage: Eukaryota; Fungi; Ascomycota; Eurotiomycetes; Onygenales; Arthrodermataceae. Gene Ontology annotation, molecular function: ubiquitin conjugating enzyme activity.